AUGAUUUGGCUCAUAUUCUUAGUUGCCGUUGUGGCCCUUAUUGUAUACAGAAUGUUCCAAAACGAAAAGGAAAAGACAGCUGUCUUCACAUCAAAGGGUAUCAAGGUGAAAAGUCCGCAAUUCUUCAAGAUUUCCUUAUUCAAACUCUUAACUAGACAAAUUGGGAUUGUGGACAUGGUACAAGGAGUCUACUAUGAAGUCCCAGAGAAUGAAAAAGUUAUUGCCUUUUGGGAUGGAAACACACCUAUUAUCAUGCUGAAGGAUCCAGAUGUGGCGAAGAAUUUUGUCGUUAAGCAAUUUGAACAUUUUCAGGAUCGGAAAAAAUUGUUGAGUGAAGAAUUUGAUCCACUGUUUGCAAAUUCUCUCAUUAUGUUGAAGGAACAAAAAUGGAGGGAUAUGCGCUCAACUCUUAGUCCUGCCUUUACAGGUAGCAAAAUGCGCCAAAUGUGUGAUCUUAUCGUUGAGAUAGGUUUACAAAUGGUAGAUUAUCUACAGACGGAAGCUAAAGAAAAGGGCCUUCAAACCUACGAAAUGAAACAGUUCUUGUCUCGCGUGGCUCUCGAUGUUAUCGCUACUUGUGCUUUUGGUAUAAAGGUAGACUCGUUAACGAAUAGAGAUAACGAAGUCUAUGUGGCCGGUAAAGCCCUCACUAAUUUUAGUGGGAUUGGAAGAACAUUAAAGUUCAUGUUGUACAAAUUUUUCCCAAAGCUCACGAUAGCUAGUGGAAUGCAAUUUUCUCCUGUGAAAGAGUCUAACUUUUUCAGAAGCUUAGUCACAGAUUCAAUGAAGCAUCGUGAACAACACAACAUUAUCCGUCCCGAUAUGAUUCAUCUGUUGUUGGAGGCACAGAAAGGAAAACUGAGCUAUGGUCAAGGGGAAAAAGACAGCACAGGAUUUGCAACAGUUGAUGAUUCCAGUGUUCAAUGGAAGAAAACUGAAAGGAAGUGGACGGAAACUGAAAUAGUUGCUCAGUGUUUCGCAUUCCUGGGAGCUGGAUUCGAAUCAAUUUCUGCAAGUCUUAGUUUUACCACCUAUGAAAUUGGAGUUAAUCCUGACGUCCAAGAGAAACUUUUUGAAGAAAUUAAGUCAGUUAAUGAUGAACUCAAGGGAGAACGAAUAAAUUAUGAAAUCCUGAAAAAAAUGAAAUAUCUGGAUAUGGUGGUAUCAGAAACACUAAGAAAAUACCCAUCUACAGCUAUCCUUGACAGGGAAUGCAACAAGGAUAUAACGCUGGAAUUGUAUGAAAAUAAGGAAUUAGAUUUCAAAAAGAAUUACUCGAUUUGGAUUCCAAUUUAUUCCUUCCACUGGGAUCCUAAAUACUUCCCUAAUCCCCAGAAAUUUGAUCCCGAAAGAUUUAGUGAAGAAAAUAAGCACAAAAUCAAUCCCAGUGUUUACGUUCCUUUUGGAGUUGGACCUAGGAAUUGUAUAGGUUCUAGAUUUGCUCUUAUGGAACUCAAAAGCAUAAUUUAUCAUCUAGUAUUGCAUUUUAAGUUGGAGCCAACUGCAGAAACUCAAAUUCCCUUAAAAAUGGCCAAAUCUUUCGGUGCUAUUGAAUCUGAACGUGGGCUUUACCUUCAGCUUCGUUCAAGAAAUUGAAAUAAAAGUUGAAAUGUUGUAAAUUUUUAACCAAUGAAAUAAAAAAAAAUUCUUAUGCAAUGAAAAA
Lutzomyia longipalpis is the source of this 1663-nucleotide messenger RNA. RefSeq names its product probable cytochrome P450 9f2. Lineage: Eukaryota; Metazoa; Arthropoda; Insecta; Diptera; Psychodidae. The transcript has 3 exons. The record is from RefSeq and is a predicted model, not a curated record. Gene Ontology annotation, molecular function: iron ion binding; oxidoreductase activity, acting on paired donors, with incorporation or reduction of molecular oxygen; heme binding. Bases 1 to 1596 code for a protein of 531 amino acids.